Messenger RNA from Rhinolophus ferrumequinum (greater horseshoe bat), 552 nucleotides. It is a transcript of the gene FAM237A, whose product is annotated as family with sequence similarity 237 member A. Bases 1 to 552 code for a protein of 183 amino acids. The record is from RefSeq and is a predicted model, not a curated record. The transcript is spliced from 2 exons. NCBI's taxonomy places the organism in Eukaryota, Metazoa, Chordata, Mammalia, Chiroptera, Rhinolophidae.
AUGGCUGACCCAGGAAACAGAGGAGGGAUCUACCGCCCUUUGAGCCUCACCUGCUCCCUGCUCAUUGUUGGAAUGUUCUGUGUGUCGCCUGUCUUCUGUGAUAGCCAGACAGACGUGCUGGCUCUUAAAAAAGCCAAUCCCCAGUGCUGGGAGUCUUCCUCAGCGUUCCUCCUGAAAAUGCAAAAGCCUAAAAUUUCUAACACAGUUUCAGAUUUCUGGGAUUUUAUGACCUAUCUGAAGUCAUCUGAGAACUCAAAGCAUAAGGCACUGUUUUGGGAACUCUCCCAACGCUUCUUGGACAUCUAUGUGGACUGUGUUCUCUCCAAGAACCAUGGCUUAGGAAAGAGGCACUUGGCUGGAAAGGAAGAGAAGAUCUCAGCAGUGCAUCCACAACACACAGGGAGAAAACAAGGUGCAUAUUCUCAGCAACUAAGAAUCCCUUCUGGGAAGAAGAAAGAGUUGAUUGAAAAUUUGCUAAGCAUGCAUCUGCACAGGAGUGAGCCUAAGUUCGCUGGGAAAGUGACCAGUGGCCUGGAAAAAAAGAGAAAAUAA